AUGAAUUACCAAAGAGAAAUCGCCAAAUGGGUUGAACGGAAAAGCAAACUUGGGAAGGGAAAGCGCGGCGGUCGGUACGUGCUGCUUCGCUUCAAGCGGGCAGUUAGGGAGUCCCUUUGGGGGGAGCUCCUCUGCAAGGUGGGCUUGGAUGGAGGGGUCGCCAGCCCCGCCCCGCACGCAGUUGGUACUAUCAUGCGUGGAAUGGGUGAUGACUCGCUCGGUUCGCUCAGUUUACCUAGAGACCCCCCAAAGGAGAGCACAUCGAAAGAUCGCUUGCCAAAGGAGUGCCUACCAAAGGAGUGCCCACCGAAAACGCUUCUGCUAAAGCGAACCGUACAGAACUUCCACAACGUGCGGCGCCUGCUCGGGCGCAACGACCCGGUCUAUGCGGACCUGGCGCGGGCCUUCUCGCGAGAAUUACAAGGACGGGAAGGAGACACACUCAACCGCCUCGAUGGCCAACCGAAUGGCCGCUCUGGCCGAUAUGACCAAGCGGAGCACCUCCAACGGGGCAGCGACACGAUAGACGUGGCAGACUUAAUGCACCUCUUCAUCUUUUACACGUCCAUUGAAUGGCACCGAUUCGGCUUUCUAAUACAAAUUCUGAGGUGCAUUACCAGGGUGGGAAGCACGGCCAGCAGCAACCAGGAGACGUGUGCGAAAUUCCUAAAGUCGUGUGUUAACCUGAGGAUAGAAAUAAAGAAAAAAUUGAAGACAAAAAAGGGAGGACCCAUUUUUAGGUUACACCGGGGGACCACCCAUUGGGGUAAGUCUCACCCCUUUACGUUGAUGCCAAACGGAGUCCCUCCCAUCCGUGGGUCGCCCCAUCAGGUGAAACGACUCAUCGGGAGGCCUUCCCCCAAGUGGCGACAUUCACCAAAGAGACUACAAAAUAGGAGCAACUUACAGAAGAGGGGGAGAAAUGCCCUCAGACCGCUUCCCCCAGGUGGGAGGAGGAGCUACCACGUUGAGGAGACCUACGCCAAAUGGGAAAAAAGAACAUUCAAAUUAGAAAUGGUUCUUUGCAAUGGGUUGAUAGAGGAGUGUGCUUACCUCAUUUUAGGGAAAGGGGGACACCUGGACGAUGCAAUUAUGAAAUACGUAAAGGUGUUACGUCGAGGAGGGAUCUACCUAAACAGGGGGGACUCAUCAAACUCGUUUACAUCCCAACUGGCAUAUUAUGUAAAUGCCAAUUGUGAGUGUCUCCCACCAGAUGAGCUCCUAAUCGCGGUGGACUACCUGACGGAGGCGAGGAAAGAAGCGAAAAGGGGGACAGGGGUGGACCCCCAAAUUGGGAGAAUCAAAUUGACGAGAGCGCUAACCCGGAUGAGCCAACACCUCUGCAGUGCUAUACAGAAGGGGUCCAAUGAGUACACCGCCGGGGAAGUGUCCAAAGUGUUAGCCCUAUGCGUGAGGAACAAGCGGUACGAUGGGAACCAUUAUGAUGAGAAUCUCCUGGAGGGGGUCAUCUCCUAUGCGGUGGAACAUUUGGAUCAAAUCAGCUCCAGAAGGCUCACCCGACUGGCCAUUAACAUUCACCAAAAGAUGGGUUACCCGCGGAAUGGGUUGCUACAGGCGAUUGUGAAUCGGUACAGGCCGCCUUUCCGGAGGGGCGCAUCUCGCGGGGGAAGGGGAAGAACUGAUAGGACGCGGCGGAGAGGGGAAAGGGCUGACACAUCGCGGCGGGAAAGGGCCAAUACACCGCCGCUGGAAACGACUGAUGGACCCUCCUGGGAGGGGAACCCCCCCCGAAGAAACUUCCAAAGCGUGCGAAUCAGCCAACUGCUGCGGUUUUUGAAGGUCCUCAUCCAAAACGACCUGCACCUGGAUGAGCAGUGGGCGGACUACUUCCUCUCCCUCAUCAAAAGAAAAUUCGCGCACAUCAGCAGAGGGGACUUCCCCCUGCUCUGCCACGUGUUGCUGCACGUCCAGUCGAGGGAGAUCCUCCCCAGCUUUUUCACCCCAUCAGGGAGGUACCACCUGUACAGAUAUUUUCCCAUUGAGGAGCUAGCCAAGUCACUCCGAUUGACUCCCCUCAUUCAGGUUUUGCUCCUCCUCAGCACGCAGAUACAUCCCCACAAUAGGAGGAUUUUUUUUUUUUUGUUUUUCAACACGUUGCGGAAGUUUUGCCUUCAGAGUGGCCCUCCACACGAAAGUGCACAUGGGGAGAGACCCAAUCGUGGAGGUGACUCCACAUGUAUGUCUUCCCCCCCCCAGAUAGAGAAAGACCAAAGAGGAGAAAACGAAAAACAAGAGCUCAGUUUCUUCAAGCACAAUUUAAAUUUCUACGAAAGGGGGAACAACAAUAAGUAUGGCAAGAAAAAAAAAAAAAAAAAAAAACAACUCCUUCAGAAUAAAAUUGCAAAGGCACCCAUCCCGACAUGCGAGCAGGUGAAAGAGGAGAUAAUCCCCUUCAUCAAAUUGGCUCCACCGGAUUGUGAAAGAGAGGUCAUUUUAGACGCUGCUAACAGGUUGAGCUCAACUCAAGGGGGAGAGACAACUUGUGUGUAUACUGUCACCACGCCAGGUGGGGCUGCCCCGCCUGACCAACAGAACAGCGUAAAGGAGAACUGCCCCACUCGAGUGACUUCCCCAUUGGGGGGAGACCCCCCAGGAGAGACCAAUCACCCACAUUUUGUAAUUACAUGCAACGGAGUGGCCAAUGGGAGGGGCCUCCCGAGGCAGACCCACCUACGAGAGAACAACGCACCUAGUGCUAGCGGAGGAAGAACGGACCCCCCAUAUGGCAACCCCCCCAUGAAGAAACAAACUGACCAUAAAAGCGACUACUUUGAAAGUGUAGCCAACGCUCGAAACGUCCUUUUGGCGAUACAGACUGUGCUUCUGCACCUUGCGGAGGAGCCCCCGAAUGGUUCUCUUGAAGAUGCUUCUAGUAGUCGCCGCUUAUCAUCCCGACUGAGCGAGCUAACCCUCACACAGCUGUUCCUGCUGCACAGGACCUACGCGCUGUGCUGCGCCUACAUCGAUUCUUCCCUCAGCGAGCAGAGGAGCUUGAACAACGAGAGGGUCGUCUCUUCGUCGAGGCUCCACAAGCAGGUCCUCUCCGUCCUGGCGCACGUGACUCCCCAAGAAGAAGUCACAAGCGAGCUCGUCCACCACCCCUUCCAAGUGGACAUUUGCCUCAGGAGGAGGCCCUGCUAA
Molecule: messenger RNA, 3162 nt
Organism: Plasmodium vivax (malaria parasite P. vivax)
Lineage: Eukaryota; Apicomplexa; Aconoidasida; Haemosporida; Plasmodiidae
Exons: 2
Coding region: 1-3162 (1053 amino acids)
Source: RefSeq, a predicted model, not a curated record